GGCGUGCAGAGAGAGAGCGAGAAGGCAUUAAGGGAACACGUGGCUGCUGGGGUCGGGUAGCUGUCGAAACGGGCACAGCCCCUGCGCUCCCGGGAUUUGGUGUACUGCCGCCUCCGCCUCCUCCCACCCGCAGUUGCGGGCGGGGGAAGGGAGGGAGGGAAGGGGGGGGGCUGGAUCUUCUGGAUCCCCCUCCCCGCUCCCCCUCCCCCCUCGCAAGCAUCAUGGCGCUGCGCUUGGCCGCAGCCGGCUGUUAGGCUGCGCGCAACGCUGCGCCCCGCUCCCGCCUGGCUCCCUGGCCCGCAAUCGGGUCUCACUCGCCGCAGCCGCCGCCACCGCCGCCGGCCUUGGCCGCCUCUCCGGGCCGGGCGAUGCGGCGCUGUUCGACCCAGCCGGGCUCCGCCAGGCCCCCCCGCGCCAUUCCCAAAGGCUGACUCGGGCGGGCCGGAGCGCAUCGCUAGCAGGAGCCGCCGCCGAGCCCAGCCGCCGUGGGGACAGGUGCCCCUUGCUGCGGAAGGCUGGCGUCGCUGUUGCAGCUGGAAGCCGCCACCCACUGCCUGCCCUUUGCCCCCAUGACGAGGUGGACCCGCACCCGCGCCGUGCCUGGAUAAGGUCCCUCGGAUGGCCUGUGUGCUGCCCGCGCUGCUCUACAGCUCCAAGAUGCUGUCUCGCAAGAAGGCCUUCCUCCUCCUCCUCCUGGCCUUCAGCACUGGCACGUUGCUUCUGCGUCAAAGUGCCCACCUUGGCUGGUUCCCCAAGUCGCCCCUCUUCAGCUGCGCCCCGCCGCUGCCCGCCCGCCCCAAGCACACCGCCGUGGCCUUCCUGAAGACCCACAAGACGGCCAGCACCACCGUGCAGAACCUCCUCUUCCGCUUCGCCGAGCGGCACAACCUGACGGUGGCCCUGCCCCACCACGCCUGCGACCACCAGUUCUGCUACCCCCGCAACUUCUCGGCCCGCUUCGUGCACCCCUACACCCUCCCGCCCCGCCUCAUCGCCAGCCACCUCCGCUUCAACCGCGACGAGCUCCAGCGCCUGAUGCCCAACGACACGGUCUACGUCACCAUCCUGCGCGAGCCGGUGGCCAUGUUCGAAUCGCUCUUCAGCUACUACAACCAGUACUGCCCGGCCUUCAAGCGGGUGCCCAACGGAUCCAUGGAGGCCUUCCUCGACAACCCGCACCGCUACUACCGCCCCCACGAGAAGUUUGCCAUGUACGCCCACAACACCCUGCUCUUCGACCUGGGGGGCGACCCUGACCACAGCCCUGACGACGCCAAGUACCUGCCCGGGUUCAUCCGCCAAGUGGAGGGCAUCUUCUCCUUGGUCAUGCUGGCGGAAUACUUUGACGAGUCCCUGGUCCUCCUGCGUCGCCUCCUGGCGUGGGACCUGGAGGACAUCCUCUACGUCAAGCUGAACAUGCGCAGCCCGGAGUCCAAGCUCAACAUCACCUCGGCCCAUGUGGCGGCCCAGAUCCGCGCCUGGAACGCCCUCGACGCCCGCCUCUACGGCCACUUCAACGCCACCUUCUGGCGCAAGCUGAGCGAGGUGGGGCCGGAGUGCGUGCAGAAAGAGGUGCAGGAUCUCCGCCGGGCCUGCGCCCGCCUGGCCCGCCACUGCCUGGGGGGGCGUCCCCAGCUCCGCCCCGCCAUGCAGAUCAAGAACAAAGAGCUCCGGCCCUGGCAGCCCAGUGCCAAAGUCGACAUUGUGGGCUACGACCUCCCGGGCUCCGGGGCGCCCUUGGACGAACAGUGCCUCAAACUCGUGAUGCCGGAGGUGCAGUAUUCCCGCUACCUGUUGCGGAAGCAGAGCCUGAGGAACCGGAGGAGGGCGGCCCUCCACCGGCCUCUCCCGCCCCGUGGACUGCUGCGACCCCCACGGCACCCUGCUCCAAAGGCGGUCUAAGCACCGUUGUGGCAGCUGGAAGACCUGGAAGACGGCUUCUUCUCUGCACACACACCAGCUUCGGACCGGCCCUUUCCCGCCUCCCUGCGGCUAGCCCGGCAGGGGGCUGAGUUUGCCCCAGCUCUGUGCUGUCCCAUGAGCCUUUGCAAUGCCUAGUUUGGGGUGGGGGGAAGCGUUUGGUUUCUGGCCCGGAUUUUGGGAGGAGGGAGGGAGGAGGCGAGCCUAUCUUCUAAUUUGCUGGUGACUCUUCCUUGGGAUUUUGGACCGUCGGAUAUUGACCCUGUUUUCCCCUGUAACCACUCAGGACCCCGGCCUUUGGGUGAGCGGGUCUCUCACCCGCCCUGCUGCUGUGUGAAGUGUCUUUGGCUGAGUGGAUUCAUCGCCAGGUUUUUGAGGCCUAGCUUGGCUAUUCCAUUUGGGCCCCGUUUCUCCCGUACUUCGGAACGUUCCUGGACUUGCGGUCACCCCUGACCCUCCUUGUGGGAAGAGGAGGGGAGACUGGGGUGGUGAUUUCCCUGUAUCGCACAGGCACCCCCUUCCUUCUCCUCACCCGAGACAUCCAGUUCUUCUACUCCUCCAAAUAUUUAUAUAUCCCGCUUCGCGACAAAAGUCCUCGAAGCGGUUUGCCUCGAAAAAAUAAACAAUAAACACCCAAGAUGGUUCCCUGUCCUGAAAGGGCUCACCGUCUCCCGUCACCGGGAGAGGAGAGCUGGUCUCGUAGUAGCAAGCAUGACUUGUCCCCAUAGCUAAGCAGGGUCUGCCCUGGUUGCCUAUGAAUGGGAGACUUGAUGUGUGAGCACUGCAAGAUAUUCCCCUCAGGGGAUGGAGCCGCUCUGGGAAGAGCAGAAGGUUUCAAGUUCCCUCCCUGGCAGCAUCUCCAAGAUACGGCUGAGAGAGACUCCUGCCUGCAACCUUGGAGAAGCCGCUGCCAGUCGGUGAAGACAAUACUGAGCUAGAUAGACCAAUGGUCUGACUCAGUAUAUGGCAGUUUCCUAUGUUCCUAUGUCUAAAAAGAAAAAGAAGGAAUAAAGCUAGAUACCGGCAACAGCCACUGGAGGGGUGCUGUGCUGGGAUUAGGGACAGUUGCUCCCCACCUACUAAAUACUAGAGAAUCCCCACUUUGAAAGGUGCCUCUUUGCUCAGCCAGCUGGGUCUCUCCUCCCUACCGCCUCCGAAUGUGCAGAUUAUGCCUGCACCACUGCUCCAUUUCCCACCCUCUUAUCUUCGGCUCCAGAGUAGCAGUCCUUUCCUCCUUGCUGGCUGUUUAUUUGGGACCCCUCCCCCGUCCAUUCUGCUGGGGACUCGCCCGGGUUCGGCUCCGGUAUCUGUUCUCCCACGGCCCUAGAAGCUUGUAACCCGGAAGAGAACAAUUUCGGUGUGUUUUCCCGAAGGAGAAGCAGGAGGCCAAAUAAAGCCUGAACUGAUAGAAAAACUGG
Hemicordylus capensis (graceful crag lizard) is the source of this 3338-nucleotide messenger RNA. It is a transcript of the gene GAL3ST3, whose product is annotated as galactose-3-O-sulfotransferase 3. The transcript has 3 exons. The record is from RefSeq and is a predicted model, not a curated record. NCBI's taxonomy places the organism in Eukaryota, Metazoa, Chordata, Lepidosauria, Squamata, Cordylidae. Gene Ontology annotation, biological process: glycolipid biosynthetic process. Gene Ontology annotation, cellular component: membrane. The coding region runs from base 619 to 1902 and encodes 427 amino acids. Gene Ontology annotation, molecular function: galactosylceramide sulfotransferase activity.